AUGUUAGGUUACACCUGGCCCCUUCCCUGGGCCCUAUGUCCGAUCUGGAUCUACCUGGACGUUCUUUUCUCCACUGCCUCCAUCAUGCACCUGUGCGCCAUCUCUUUGGACCGAUACAUCGCCAUCCGUAACCCCUUCCACCACAGCCGCUCGAACUCUCUAACAAGAGCCCGUGUCAAAAUUAUAGCAGCCUGGACCAUCUCUGUCGUUAUCUCCAUGCCUGUCCCAGUCCUCGGCCUGCACGAUCACACCAAAGUCUUCCGGAAUGAAAGCUGCCAACUGACGGACAACAAUUUUGUUUUGAUUGGCUCCUUUGUGGCGUUCUUCAUCCCGCUCAUCAUCAUGGUCGUCACCUAUAUUCUCACCAUCAGUGCUCUGCAAAGCGAAGCGACUUUGUGCCUGGACCAACUCAUCAUGCGGCCAAAAUGGUCGUCCACUACUGGACUCCUUCCACGAGGCUCACUCUCUUCUGAGCGUCUCUUCUCACGUUCGUCUCUCUGCCGCGAUGGGGCUUCCAGAGGAUCCAGCCGUCGCUCCAUGCAGUCCAUCAGCAACGAGCAGAAGGCAUCUAAAGUGCUUGGCGUGGUCUUCCUUCUCUUUGUGAUCAUGUGGUGUCCAUUUUUUGUGACAAACGUAAUGGUGGUGGUGUGUGGUUCAGCGUGUGAUGAAGAUUUGGUGGGGGGACUGAUGAAUGUGUUUGUUUGGGUGGGUUAUCUGUCAUCGGCGGUCAACCCUUUCAUCUACACGCUCUUCAAUAAGACUUACCGUGCAGCUUUCGCCCGGUACAUGCGUUGCCGCUACCAUGAGGAGAGGAGGCCUCUGCAGCUGAUACUGGUCAACACCAUCCCUCCUCUGGCGUACAGCUCCACUGGGCUUCCCUUGAAGAUGGAGAACUCAUUAAAGAGAAGGGCAGAGGGCAGCCGGUCAGGGAGCUUCUCCAACACAGACAGGUCAAACUCUGGAAAAACACAAAACAAGCAGGAAAGGGAAGAGGUAGUAAGCCAUUUGUGA
Molecule: messenger RNA, 1011 nt
Organism: Sinocyclocheilus rhinocerous
Lineage: Eukaryota; Metazoa; Chordata; Actinopteri; Cypriniformes; Cyprinidae
Product: 5-hydroxytryptamine receptor 2A-like
Exons: 2
Coding region: 1-1011 (336 amino acids)
Biological process (GO): serotonin receptor signaling pathway; phospholipase C-activating serotonin receptor signaling pathway; release of sequestered calcium ion into cytosol
Cellular component (GO): plasma membrane; dendrite
Molecular function (GO): neurotransmitter receptor activity; G protein-coupled serotonin receptor activity
Source: RefSeq, a predicted model, not a curated record